Parnassius mnemosyne (clouded apollo) is the source of this 954-nucleotide messenger RNA. NCBI's taxonomy places the organism in Eukaryota, Metazoa, Arthropoda, Insecta, Lepidoptera, Papilionidae. The record is from the annotation of a GenBank genome assembly.
AUGGCUACACGAGGAGAACGAGGUGUUAAUAGAGUUUUAGAUAAGUUAGAGGCAUCAGUUAAUUCAGGCCAAUACUAUGAAGCACAUCAAAUGUAUAGAACAUUGUAUUUCAGAUAUUUAAGUCAAAAAAAGUAUGAAGAUCUACUUAAUUUGCUGUAUAAAGGAUCAACGUUAUUAUUACAACGCGACCAACAAGGUAGUGGUGCAGAUUUAGCAAUUUUACUUAUAGAUGUUCUAACAAAAUCAGAAACGAAACCAUGUGAAGAAUGGAUGGAGAAAAUAGCAAAGUUAUUUGAACUUAUGAGCUCUGGAAUACCUGAACGAGAAACAUACUUAACUAAUGCAGUGAAAUGGUCAAUGGAUAGCAGUAAAAAAGGACAUCCUCUACUUCACAAAAAAAUAGCAGAAGUGUACUGGAAGGAAAAAAAGUAUACAGCAGCACACAAACAUUUCCUACACUCCAGUGAUGGAUCAGCAUAUGCUAGCAUGUUGAUAGAAUUGCACACAACUAAAGGACUUAAAUCAGAAAUAGAUUUAUUUAUAGCACAGGCUGUUUUACAAUUUCUUUGCUUAAGAAACAUCCAAAUGGCAACUGAAACAUUUAACAAAUAUACUGGCUCACAUCCAACAAUAAAAAAUGAGAAAGGCCCUCCAUAUUUAUUCCCAUUACUAAACUUUUUAUGGUUCUUACUCCGAGCUAUUGAACAGAAACAUGCAAGCCAAUUCAAAAUACUAAGAAACUGGUAUGCAAUAAGCAUAAAGCGAGACCCAAAUUAUUCAGUAUAUUUGGACAAUAUUGGGCGCAUUUGGUUUGGCAUUGAAAUACCACACGAUACAAGGAACCCAAAUUCUGUAUUUGGUGGAUUACUAAAAUCAAUCAUUGGGGACCUUGACAGCUCUGAUGAAGAUGGUGACUACACUGGACGAAAUACUACAGCACCGGAUUUAGAUUAG